AUGACGGAAGUUGAAGGAAACCCUUCCUACAAAGCAUACGUCAUAUCUCCUCCGCAGGAAAACCAAGACACCCAGCAAUUCUUCUCAGACGUGUUGAUAGAGGCUCUCUACCUCUAUGUUCCUGUACCCUUUCACACUACACAUAUCUUGACAAUAUGUGUAUCAAUAAUUCCUUUCAGCAUUCCAAGCCAUCGCGGCCAGGUUUUCUAUCAUGCAGAAGCCUCAUAUGCGCAGUGUUGUCAAGGCCUAGACAGAAAUUUAUUUAUGCCCACAAUUAUCAGCAUAGCACAGAAAACAUACAGCAUUUACAUGCCGUAUCAUCCGUGGAAUUUUGAAAUGGCUAGCGUAUGCCAGAACCAUGACCAUGACUCAAGCUUUGAUUCUGAGCAACAUUUUUUCAUGGAUGCAUUCGCGGGAUCUGUGCUGGGAACACGUCCAGCAGAGCCACUGGUCGAUUAUCCCAUGCAAGAUGCAGAAAGCUGCAGUGUCAUGCAUACAACACCCCCAAUUCAACACGAAUGCCCAAUCACAAAAGUCGCGGAUGAAUUUCUGAAAAGUUUCUGCAACACAGAAUCACGUGUCAUGGCGAUCGAUUGGAGUGCGAAUGAUUCCCUGCUGACGGUUACCAAGAUCAACGCAAGAAUGAGGGAAGCAGGCUUUGAGGGAACUUCACGUAGCCUGAAAACCCUCCGUUACGAGACAAUAUUCAUAAACCGGCUUGUGGCUUCCAUUGAAAUGUCACAUGGGACAGGCGUUGCAUCGCUAGUAUUCUAUCACAUUUUCGGGGCCUCAAAUUACCGGCUGAUCCGCCUCAUGAAUCGCUAUGGUAGCGCCAAGAAGCUGCUUGCCAUACGAAGGAUCUGCGAAAACUUACAAGUUCCCAGACUUAUUGGCAAUCCUCUUCCCAUUCUGCGGAUACAUGAUCUGAUAGGAGAGCACAUGCCAGACCUUCAGUAUGUUUCCUAUACUCUAGACCAAUGCACUUCACUGACAGUUGGCAGCAUCAACGUAAUCAACGCCGCAAUAGGAUAUUUGGAUGUGCACACCCCGUUAUCCAUCGAACAAGACCUGGAUUUUCCUGGAUUCAAUCCUCAAUUAGAUUUCUCAUAG
Molecule: messenger RNA, 1110 nt
Organism: Bipolaris oryzae ATCC 44560
Lineage: Eukaryota; Fungi; Ascomycota; Dothideomycetes; Pleosporales; Pleosporaceae
Exons: 4
Coding region: 1-1110 (369 amino acids)
Source: RefSeq, a predicted model, not a curated record